CUGCGGGCCGCGCACGGCGGCUCUGCACGCUCCCUCCCCGAGCCCCUCUCCCUGCCUCCCGGAGGUCCUGGAGUCCAGUCCCCGCGCUCUCCCGGCGUCCGCUGGGUCUCACGGAGUCAGUCCUGAAGUUGAGUUUGCGAGGCGACACGGCGGCGGCGGCCGCGCUGCUCCCGCUCCUCUGCAUCCCCAUGGAUAUGCACUGCAAAGCAGAUCCCUUCUCCGCGAUGCACCCAGGGCACGGGGGUGUGAAUCAGCUUGGGGGGGUGUUUGUGAACGGCCGGCCCCUGCCCGACGUAGUGAGGCAGCGCAUCGUGGAGCUGGCCCACCAGGGCGUGCGUCCCUGCGACAUCUCUAGGCAGCUGCGGGUCAGCCACGGCUGUGUCAGCAAAAUCCUGGGCAGGUACUACGAGACCGGCAGCAUCAAGCCUGGGGUGAUCGGCGGCUCUAAGCCCAAAGUGGCAACGCCCAAAGUGGUGGACAAGAUUGCCGAAUACAAGCGCCAGAACCCAACUAUGUUCGCCUGGGAGAUCCGAGACAGGCUCCUAGCAGAGGGCAUCUGCGACAAUGACACCGUGCCCAGUGUCUCCUCCAUCAACAGGAUCAUCCGCACCAAAGUCCAGCAGCCUUUCCACCCGACGCCGGAUGGGGCCGGGACGGGCGUGGCUGCCCCUGGCCACACCAUUGUUCCCAGCACAGCCUCCCCUCCUGUCUCCAGCGCCUCCAAUGAUCCAGUAGGAUCCUACUCCAUCAACGGGAUCCUGGGGAUCCCUCGCUCGAAUGGGGAGAAGAGGAAACGUGAUGAAGUUGAGGUUUACACUGAUCCUGCCCACAUUAGAGGAGGUGGAGGUUUGCAUCUGGUCUGGACUUUAAGAGAUGUAUCCGAGGGCUCAGUGCCCAACGGAGACUCCCAGAGUGGCGUGGACAGUUUGCGGAAGCACUUGCGCGCUGACACCUUCACCCAGCAGCAGCUGGAAGCUCUGGACCGGGUCUUCGAGCGUCCUUCCUACCCGGAUGUCUUCCAGGCCUCAGAGCACAUCAAAUCUGAGCAGGGGAAUGAGUACUCCCUUCCGGCCCUGACCCCUGGGCUCGAUGAAGUCAAGUCCAGUCUAUCUGCCUCCACCAACCCUGAGCUGGGCAGCAACGUGUCAGGCGCACAGACGUACCCCGUGGUGACCGGUCGCGACAUGGCAAGCACCACUCUACCUGGUUACCCCCCUCACGUGCCCCCCACUGGCCAGGGAAGCUACCCCACUUCCACCCUGGCAGGAAUGGUGCCUGGGAGCGAGUUCUCCGGCAACCCCUACAGCCACCCCCAGUACACGGCCUACAACGAGGCUUGGAGAUUCAGCAACCCCGCCUUACUAAUGCCGCCCCCCGGGGCUCCGCCCCUGCCGCUGCUGCCGCUGCCUAUGACCGCCACUAGUUACCGCGGGGACCACAUCAAGCUGCAGGCCGACAGCUUCGGCCUCCACAUCGUCCCCGUCUGACCGCCCACCCCCGAGGGAGGGAGGACCGACGCCAAGCGAUGCCUCCGGCCGCCGCCCAGCCCCACCCCGCUCCAGAAGCCCGGUAGAACCUUCACGCCACGCCGUCCCAAAGCCGGACCGAGGCGGGACACUCAGGCCCGGGCCCGCCGUCCCCGACCCCGCCUGCCUGGACCUCGCGCGCGACGCCGAGAGGGAGCGGGCCCCCUGCCCGAGCCUGCUGCACCCGCCGCCGCCGCCUCGGCCUCGCCGGCUCCGGAGCGGCCCCUGCCGCAUCGCCCGCCUCUGGCCCGGCCUGGCUCGCCACUGGCUGCCCGCCCGCCGGAGGGACACGUUUCUGUGACACACAAUCAGCUCGGACAGCAGCGCGGCCUGGGCCCGGGGCUGCCCGCCUCGGCUGCUCGGGCGCGAGGAGGCUUCGCUGGAGGGACUGGGCAAAAAGGACAACGAAGAACCCAACGAUUUUCUGCCGAAGGAGGACGAGCGUCGGCCGAGCCGUCCGAGGGAAAGUGGACUGUCCCGCUCCGCCACCUGUCAAGGUGGAAUGGAGCGGGGCUGAGGGGAUCGGGCUCCAGGGACUCGGGGUGGGGUCAGGAGGUCUUUGCGAUCUCCGUUGGUCCCUUGCAGCCCGCACCCACAGGGCUGACGUCUAGCUGGCCCCGACUCCACCUCCUGCGCUGCCCGACCCCCAGGAUCAGGCACGUCAGCUAGUGGCCAGACUCUCAGUGCCCCUACCUCAGCGUCUCCUCCAGCUGCCGGCCUCCUGGCCCCCUCCUCCUACCCAUGCGUUUUUGCCUUGCCCUGCCGCCCGCUCCUCUCCGCCCUAACACGCCGCCCCUAGGGCAGGCGCGGGGUGCCCGCCGCUGGGCCGGCGUCCUUGAGGCCGGAGGGGCUUCCCCAGCAGUGGGACUUGAGGCCCGCUACCCCCCAAUCUGCUGCUGGAAGGAGCAGGUUCGGAGCUGGCGUCUGUGCUGCGGCAGGGCCGAAGCGUGGGGUGGGGGCGUGGGGGGCUGCCCACUCCCCACCCACGCAGGUUCUGGCCUUCUCCUCCUCCUCCUCC
Suncus etruscus (white-toothed pygmy shrew) is the source of this 2544-nucleotide messenger RNA. It is a transcript of the gene PAX2, whose product is annotated as paired box 2. The transcript has 12 exons. The record is from RefSeq and is a predicted model, not a curated record. Gene Ontology annotation, biological process: anatomical structure development; regulation of transcription by RNA polymerase II. Bases 189 to 1487 code for a protein of 432 amino acids. Lineage: Eukaryota; Metazoa; Chordata; Mammalia; Eulipotyphla; Soricidae. Gene Ontology annotation, molecular function: RNA polymerase II cis-regulatory region sequence-specific DNA binding; DNA-binding transcription factor activity, RNA polymerase II-specific.